Messenger RNA from Pelecanus crispus (Dalmatian pelican), 6400 nucleotides. The record is from RefSeq and is a predicted model, not a curated record. Lineage: Eukaryota; Metazoa; Chordata; Aves; Pelecaniformes; Pelecanidae.
GGAGCAGGAAUUUGGGAACCCUGGGUAGAAACGCUCAAAUCGGCUCCUCCUAUACCUCAAGAUACGAUGUUUAGUGAAAUAAUUGUACCAACUCUGGAUACUGUUCGAUACAUGGCAUUGAUGGAAUUGUUGACAGUGCAUCAAAAACCUUCUAUAUUUGUGGGGCCAACAGGAACUGGAAAAAGUACCUAUAUUACUAAUUUUCUUUUAAAUAAUUUGAAUAAAGAAGUCUACAAGCCACUGCUCAUUAACUUUUCAGCACAAACUACAGCAGCUCAGACUCAGAAUAUUAUAAUGUCCAAGCUGGACAAAAGGAGAAGAGGAAUUUUUGGACCUCCUCUUGGGAAAAGAAUGGUUGUAUUUGUAGAUGAUGUUAAUAUGCCAGCACGAGAGGUCUAUGGUGCUCAACCACCUGUUGAAUUACUACGGCAGUGGUUAGAUCACUGGAACUGGUAUGACCUUAAAGACUGCUCAAUGAUUAAACUUGUAGAUAUUCAGAUUGUGUGUGCAAUGGGACCACCAGGCGGUGGUCGAAACCCAGUAACACCACGAUUCUUGAGACACUUCAAUACGGUUACUAUUAAUGAGUUCGAUGAUGAAUCCAUGUACACAAUUUUUUCUAGAAUCUUAGACUGGCAUCUAACAGUAUGUUAUAGCUUUCCAUCACAGUAUGUAGAACUGACUCCACAAAUUAUUAAUGGAACCAUGCAUAUGUAUAAAGAAGCUAUGAAGAAUCUGCUUCCUACCCCAGCCAAAUCUCACUAUUUGUUCAAUCUCCGUGACUUUUCACGUGUUAUUCAAGGUGUUUGCCUGUCAAGGCCUGAAACAGCAGAAUCUGCAGGAGUGAUAAAACGUCUUUGGGUUCAUGAGGUUCUUAGAGUGUAUUAUGAUCGCUUGGUGGAUAAUACUGACCGCGCUUGGCUUGUUGGAUUUAUCCAAGAAGUAGUGAAAAAUGACUUACAUGAAGACUUUCAUGAGCUUUUCCAGAAUCUGGACUUCAACAAUGAUGGCAGAGUGGAAGAAGAUGACUUACGUAGCUUAAUGUUUUGUGAUUUUUAUGACCCUAAGAGAGAGGACACUAAAUACAGGGAGAUUAGUGAUACGGAUCAAUUGAGAUUAGUUGUAGAGAGUCACCUUGACGAGUUCAAUAACAUGAGCAAAAAGCCAAUGCAGCUUGUCUUGUUCCGAUUUGCUAUAGAACAUAUUUGUAGAAUUUCCCGUAUUCUGAAACAGCCUCGCAGCCAUGCCCUCCUUGUUGGUGUUGGAGGUAGUGGUCGACAAUCUCUUACUCGAUUAGCAGCCCAUAUGGCUGAAUACAACCUUUUUCAGGUUGAAAUAACUAAAAGUUAUGGUAUCAAUGAGUGGCAUAAAGACUUAAAAGUCAUACUAAGAAAAUCUACUGAAGGAGAAACGCAGGGAGUUUUCUUGUUCACAGAUACACAGAUUAAAAAGGAGUCAUUCUUAGAAGACAUUAACAACUUACUAAAUGCAGGUGAAGUGCCAAACAUCUUUGCAGUAGACGAGAAACAAGAAAUUUGUGAACAAAUGCGUCAAGUAGAUCGCCAACGGGACAGGACAAAACAGACAGAUGGCAGUCCUAUAGCUCUUUUUAACAUGUUUGUUGAUCGCUGUCGAGAUCAGCUUCAUAUAGUACUGGCAAUGAGUCCCAUUGGAGAUGCUUUCCGUAAUCGCCUUCGUAAAUUUCCAGCUCUUGUCAACUGCUGCACACUAGACUGGUUUCAGACAUGGCCUGAAGAUGCAUUAGAAGCUGUUGCCUCUCACUUCUUGGAAGAUGUUGAAAUGUCGGAAGAAACUCGAAGUGGGUGUAUUGAUAUGUGUAAAAGCUUUCAUAUGUCUACGAUUGUUUUAUCCAACUUAUACCAUGCAGAGCUUCAAAGACACAACUAUGUUACACCGACUUCAUACUUGGAAUUGAUCUCCACUUUUAAAAGUCUACUUGAAAAGAAACGCACUAAGGUGAUGAAAAUGAAAAGAAGAUAUGAAGUUGGCUUGGAGAAGCUGAACUCUGCUGCAUCUCAAGUAGCCUUGAUGCAGUCUGAGCUGGAGGCUCUGCAACCUCAGUUACGGGAAGCUAGCAAGCAGGUUGAUGAAAUGAUGGUCAUUAUUCAAAAAGAAUCUUUGGAAGUAGCCAAAACUGAAGAAGUCGUGAAAGCUGAUGAAGCAGUGGCAAAUGAGCAGGCUAUGGCUGCAAAGGCCAUCAAAGAUGAAUGUGACGCUGACCUAGCACAAGCCAUGCCUUGUUUAGAAAGUGCUCUGGCUGCCCUUGACACUCUCACUGCACAGGAUAUUACAGUGGUUAAGUCCAUGAAGAGUCCUCCUGCUGGUGUCAAGCUUGUAAUGGAAGCUAUAUGCAUCCUUAAAGGCAUCAAAGCAGAUAGGAUUCCAGAUCCAACAGGUUCUGGAAAAAAAAUUGAGGAUUUCUGGGGUCCUGCUAAGAGACUUCUGGGUGACAUAAGAUUUCUUCAGUCUCUUCAUGAAUAUGACAAGGAUAACAUUCCCCCAGCUUACAUGGCUAUCAUAAGAAAACAGUAUCUUACAAAUCCUGAGUUUGUACCAGACAAGAUUCGAAAUGCUUCCACGGCAGCAGAGGGUCUCUGCAAAUGGGUCAUAGCCAUGGAGUUUUAUGAUACAGUGACAAAAAAUGUUGCACCCAAAAAGCUAAAGUUGAAUCAAGCUGAAGGAAAAUUAAAGAUUGCUAUGGAUGGUCUAAGAAAGAAACAAGCAGACCUGAGGGAAGUUCAAGAUAAAUUGGCUGUACUCCAACAGACACUGGAAUCCAAGAAACAGGAGAAGGCUGACUUAGAAAAUCAGGUUGACUUAUGCAGCAAAAAACUACAGCGAGCAGAACAAUUGAUUGGUGGCCUUGGGGGUGAGAAAACCCGGUGGCAUGAGACUGCUUUGGAGCUGGGAAGGCAGUACAUCAAUUUGACUGGAGAUAUACUUAUUUCAUCAGGAAUUGUAGCUUACCUAGGAGCCUUUACAUCCAGCUACAGACAAAUGCAAACUAAAGAGUGGACAUUGCUAUGUAAAACAAAGGACAUUCCUUGUUCUGAUAAUUUUUCCUUAACAAAUACCCUGGGAGAACCAGUGGAAAUCAGAGCUUGGAAUAUUGCUGGACUACCUUCUGACAUGUUUUCUAUUGAUAAUGGCAUCAUUAUCUCUAAUGCAAGAAGAUGGCCUCUGAUGAUAGAUCCUCAAGGUCAAGCAAAUAAAUGGAUAAAGAACAUGGAAAAAGCCAAUAGUUUGCAUGUAAUCAAACUCAGCGACCCUCAAUUUGUUACAACACUGGAAAAUUGCAUUCAGUUUGGCAGUCCUGUGCUACUGGAGAAUAUUGGAGAAGAACUUGAUCCUAUCCUAGAGCCACUUUUGCUCAAACAGACAUUUAAGCAGUCAGGAAGUAUAUGCAUUUGCCUUGGAGACUCCACUAUCGAGUAUGCUCCUGAAUUCCGCUUUUAUAUUACAACUAAGCUGAGAAAUCCACAUUAUCUUCCCGAAACAUCUGUUAAGGUAACAUUACUGAACUUCAUGAUAACAUCAGAAGGAAUGCAGGAUCAGCUUCUUGGAAUUGUAGUUGCAAGAGAAAGGCCAGAUCUUGAAGAAGAAAAACAAGCCCUCAUUCUUCAAGGGGCUGAGAAUAAAAGGCAGUUAAAAGAAAUAGAAGACAAGAUUUUAGAAGUUCUUUCAGCCUCAGAAGGAAAUAUUUUGGAGGAUGAAACUGCUGUCAAGAUAUUGUCUUCUUCCAAAGUUCUGGCUAAUGAGAUUUCUGAAAAGCAAGCUGUAGCUGAAGAGACAGAAAAGAAGAUUGAUGCUACUCGUAUGGGCUAUCGUCCUAUUGCUAUCCAUUCGUCAAUCUUGUUUUUUUCUAUUGCUGAUCUAGCCAACAUUGAGCCAAUGUACCAGUAUUCACUCAUGUGGUUUAUUAACCUUUUCAUCAUGUCUAUAGAUAAUUCAGAGCAAUCAGAAGUUUUACAAACAAGGUUGAAGAUUCUCAAGGAUCAUUUUACUUACUCACUUUACGUCAAUGUCUGUCGCUCUCUCUUUGAAAAGGACAAGCUGCUCUUCUCUUUUUGUCUAACUGUGAAUCUCCUGAAAUAUGAAAGAUUGAUUAAUGAGAACGAGUGGAAAUUCCUGUUGACUGGAGGCAUAGGUUUGGACAAUCCCUUUUCUAAUCCAUGUACCUGGCUUCCUCCAAAAUCAUGGGAUGAAAUUUGUCGACUAGAAGAUUUGCCAUGCUUCACAAACAUUCGUAAGGAUUUUACGCGACUGAAGGAUGGAUGGAAAUUGGUAUAUGACAGCUUGGAUCCCCAGCAUGAGGAUUUUCCUGCAGAGUGGCAAGACAAGUUGGGGGAGUUCCAAAGGAUGCUUAUCAUUCGCUGCCUGAGACCUGACAAAAUAAUACCAAUGGUGCAGGAGUUUAUCAUUCACAACCUGGGCCGUCCAUUUAUUGAGCCACCUCCAUUUGAUUUGUCAAAAGCAUUUUCUGAUAGUCAUUCUUGUGCACCGCUGAUAUUUAUACUUUCUCCUGGCGCUGACCCCAUGGCAGCCCUUCUUAAGUUUGCCGAUGAUCAGGGAUAUGGUGGUACAAAGCUUAGUUCUCUGUCACUUGGUCAAGGCCAAGGCCCGAUAGCCAUGAAAAUGAUAGAGAAGGCAGUAAAGGAAGGAACAUGGAUAGUUCUGCAAAAUUGCCAUCUAGCAAGUUCAUGGAUGCCAAUACUGGAAAGAGUCUGUGAGGAGCUAAACCCUGAUACAACACAUCCAGAUUUCCGAAUUUGGCUCACCAGUUACCCAUCUGCCACGUUCCCGGUGUCUGUACUUCAGAAUGGAGUGAAGAUGACUAAUGAAGCACCAAAAGGUUUACGGGCCAAUGUCAUUCGUUCGUACCUGAUGGAUCCGAUAUCUGAUCCUGACUUUUUCAACAGCUGCAGAAAACCUGCUGAGUUCAAGACAUUGCUGUACGGCCUGUGCUUCUUCCAUGCGCUAGUGCAAGAAAGGCGGAAUUUUGGGCCGUUGGGCUGGAACAUUCCGUACGAGUUCAACGAGACCGACUUGCGCAUCAGCGUGCAGCAGCUGCACAUCUUCCUCGACCAGUACGAGGAAGUGCCAUAUGAAGCUCUUCGCUAUAUGACUGGAGAAUGUAAUUAUGGUGGCAGAGUCACAGAUGACUGGGAUCGGCGUACGCUCCGUAGUGUUCUAAACAUGUUCUUUUCCUCAGAAAUCAUCACAAAUGUAGAUUAUAAAUUUGAUCCAAGUGGCCUUUAUUUUGCUCCUCCUGAAGGAGAUUAUCAAAGCUAUAUUGAAUAUACAAAGACACUUCCACUGAAUCCUUCCCCAGAGAUAUUUGGAAUGAACGCAAAUGCUGAUAUUACCAAGGAUCAGUCAGAAACGCAACUGUUAUUUGAUAACAUUCUACUUACACAGUCUCGGGCAUCUGGGGGUGGUGCAAAAUCCAGCGAUGAAGUUGUUCAUGAAGUCACAGGUGACAUCCUGAGCAAACUUCCUCCAAAUUUUGACAUUGAAGCAGCAAUGAGAAGAUAUCCAACCACUUAUACUCAAAGCAUGAAUACUGUGCUUGUCCAAGAGAUGGGACGCUUUAACAAGUUAUUGCAGACAAUACGGGACUCCUGUGUUAACAUCCAGAAAGCAAUAAAGGGGCUAGUAGUGAUGUCUGCUGAACUGGAAGAAGUGGUAAACAGCAUUCUGAAAGGCAAAAUUCCAGGACUAUGGAUGAGUAAGUCUUACCCAAGCCUCAAGCCUCUGGGCAGCUAUGUGACUGACUUCCUUAAUAGACUGAAGUUCUUACAGCUGUGGUAUGAAAAUGGAACUCCACCAGUCUUCUGGAUUUCAGGAUUCUUCUUCACUCAAGCGUUCUUAACAGGUGCCCAGCAGAACUAUGCCAGAAAAUACACCAUUCCAAUAGACCUACUAGAAUUUGACUAUGAAGUGCUGGAAGAUAAGGAAUAUGAAAUUGCUCCUGAAGAUGGGGUCUACAUUCAGGGCUUGUUCUUGGAUGGAGCACGCUGGAACAGGCAAACUAAGAAGCUAGGAGAAUCUCAUCCAAAAAUCCUCUAUGAUACAGUACCUGUGAUAUGGCUAAAGCCAUGUAAGAGAGCAGACAUUCCACAGCGACCAAGUUACCUGGCCCCAGUGUACAAGACCAGUGAGAGAAGAGGGAUCCUGUCAACUACAGGCCAUUCCACCAACUUUGUCAUUGCAAUGACUCUCCCUUCAGACAAACCACAGGAACACUGGAUCAGACGGGGUGUGGCAUUAUUAUGUCAGCUUAACUCAUAAACCUAUCGCAAUUUAUGGAGGUAGGUGCAUUUUCCAGAUCACUUAAUAAGGGAUGCAUGUCAGUCCUAAAAGCUACAUAAAAAGAAAA